Molecule: messenger RNA, 2298 nt
Organism: Pseudozyma flocculosa PF-1
Lineage: Eukaryota; Fungi; Basidiomycota; Ustilaginomycetes; Ustilaginales; Ustilaginaceae
Exons: 1
Coding region: 1-2298 (765 amino acids)
Biological process (GO): regulation of translational initiation
Cellular component (GO): cytoplasm
Source: RefSeq, a predicted model, not a curated record
AUGCCACCACGCACACGAUCCGCCGCCAGUCGGUCAGCAAACACAGCCACAUCUACAGCCAGCGACCCGGCCGCAUCCGCAACAAAGCAUCCACGCCCCGGCGCCCAGCAUCGACUCAGCCCGCCAGGCGCAGCGUCCGCAUCCGACGACGGACAAGACGACAGCAACAACGGCGACGACGACGACGACGACGACGAUGAUCGUGCAUCGCCAUUCGAAGAAGCCGAUAGCGACUCGGCAGACGAGUGGAGACCCGAUCCCGACGUGAGCCAGGCGAGGAAACGCAGGCAAGGCCGUCGUGGCCCACCUUCCCGCAACGGCAGCAUCCGCGACGAUGAUGACGAUGAAGACGACGGCGGCGACAACGCGUCCGAUGUCGACGACGAGCUGGUGCAGCAGAUACGCGCGGCCAACCAAGCAGACGGUUCUGCGCAAAAGGGCACGAAACGCAAGAAGAAUGCAGCCGAUGCGCCUUCCAAACGUGCAAAGGCAAGCAUCGACCGAGCGCCCUCGAAACGCAAGGCAACCGAGGGCCAAUCUGUUACCGCGAACAAAGGCGGCGGAGGCGGCGAUGACGACGACGGCGACGACGAUGACGACGACGAAGAAGAAGACGACGUAGACUCCGAGGCGGAGCGAGAGCAGGCUCGCAUCGAGGCCGAAGCGGCGUGGGCAAACGUGCGAUCGCGAAAGGCGGCAGCGGCGGCGGCGACAAAGGACUCAGACUCGGCUUCGGCUCCAGCAGACGGCGCGAAUGGCACGCCCGCCACCGCCACCGCGGGCCCACGCUCGCUCACCUCGUGGCUGGGCGUCGGACCCUCGGCCUCGAGCAGCGCCGACGAGCUCUCGUCGCUGCCCUGGCCCACGACGUGCGAGGCGGCCCAGAUCGUCGACCGCUCCUCGCUCUUCAUCGGCUACGUCUACCCGCUCCUGACGACGUCGGCGUCGCACAUCGCCGCGCUCCUCUCGCACCUCUCGCGCCUCGUCCACCCCACCGUCCCCGUGACGCUGCUGCCGCCCCAGUUCGCCAACGCGCCCGCCAACAAGCGCGGGUCCUCGCACGACAUGUACGCCUACCGCGUCCUCUCCCCCAAACGCGGACGCGCCGGCCUGACGGGGCCCGACGACUUUGCGCUGCACGAGGAAAAGGAAGACGACGGCGAAAAGUGGGGCGGCGACCGUGUCCUCCGCGUCGCCCGCGACGAGGGCGCCAGCGACGUCCUCGUCAUCGUCAGCAGGUGGUACGGCGGGGAGCUCCUGGGUCCCGUCCGCUUCGAGCACAUUGAAAACGCCGCCAGGCGCGCACUCGAGCGCCACAUCGAGGCCCAGACCCUCGAGCACCGCAGGAUGGAGCUCGACGGCUUGGAUCAAAAGGUCGAAUCGUUGCGCGCAAAGAUCGCCCAGGCUGAACGGGGCCACGGUUUUGCCUCGGCCUCGGCUGACGGGGGCGUUGCUUCCGCAGUCUCUGCCGAGGCCAAGGCGGAGCAGUAUCCCGACCUCAACGUGGCAAAGGCGGACCGGCUGCUGCUGGCGAGGCGGAGGACGAUCCAGGUAUUGGACAAGAAGCUACACGGCCUUGAGAAUCCGCUCCAUACGGCGCCGUCGACGGGCGAGGCAGGAGCUGGCGAAGGCGAACAUGGCGGGGCCGCCGGCGGUGGCCGUGGCGGUGAACAGGGGAGCGAGGGAAGACAUGGCGAGGAGGGCAACGACGGGCAUGAGGACAAUAGUGUCGAUGUGCCCGCCACCGCCGACGGCCUGCUGCCAGAGAUGGAUGCCGACGAGGAGGCGAUGCUGCUGGCCGAGGCGGAGGCAAUGACGCGGGGGGAUGCCACCACCGCGCCGUCCGCCGCCACCCGGCCCGAUGCUGGACCUCCCUCGCAACCGGUCGAGGUCAGCAGCGAUACCGCUCCACCUCCCGCCGCAGAUGGCGCCACACCGCCAGCGCAGUCUACAGACACAGGUGCGACGAUCAAGCCGGAUCCGGACCAACCCAUCGACGUCGACAUGGCCCGCCGUGUCAAAGUCGAGCCGGCGGACGAUGCAGCGUCCCUCAUCAAGCCCGAUCCAGACGCCAAAGACGACGACGAGGCCGGACCCGAACUGGUGCUCGAAAGCGACGCAUCCCUUUCGGAUCCAGAGCGCCAACUAUCCUCGUCGCCCGAGCUGGAGCCGGCCGAUAUCAAGGCUUCCGCCUCUACCGACGACGACGACGACGACGUCGAGGCGUAUGGCGAGGAACGCUGCGAAGGUGACGCUGCAGACGACGGAGAGGAUCUGGCUGGGUGGGCUGAACUGUGA